This is a messenger RNA of Enhydra lutris kenyoni (northern sea otter), 1774 nucleotides long. RefSeq names its product chaperonin containing TCP1 subunit 6B (gene CCT6B). Gene Ontology annotation, molecular function: ATP binding; ATP hydrolysis activity; ATP-dependent protein folding chaperone. The record is from RefSeq and is a predicted model, not a curated record. Gene Ontology annotation, cellular component: chaperonin-containing T-complex. The coding region runs from base 66 to 1661 and encodes 531 amino acids. NCBI's taxonomy places the organism in Eukaryota, Metazoa, Chordata, Mammalia, Carnivora, Mustelidae. The transcript is spliced from 14 exons. Gene Ontology annotation, biological process: protein folding.
GGGAUUUCUCACGAGAUCCGGGCUGAGGCUGUUUUUAGUUGCCGGGCCGCACGCUCGACGCUGCUAUGGCUGCGAUAAAGGCGGUAAACUGCAAGGCCGAGGUGGCGCGGGCCCAGGCGGCCUUGGCUGUCAAUAUAUGUGCCGCCCGAGGGCUGCAGGAUGUGCUGCGUACCAACUUGGGGCCUAAGGGCACCAUGAAAAUGCUUGUUUCUGGUGCGGGUGACAUCAAACUCACCAAAGAUGGCAAUGUGCUGCUCCAUGAGAUGCAAAUUCAACACCCAACAGCUUCUCUGAUAGCAAAGGUAGCAACAGCCCAGGAUGACAUUACAGGAGAUGGUACUACUUCCAAUGUUCUAAUUAUUGGAGAGUUACUAAAACAAGCUGAUCUUUACAUUUCUGAGGGCCUGCACCCUAGAAUAAUAGCUGAAGGAUUUGAGGCUGCUAAGAUAAAAGCACUUGAAGUUUUGGAAGAAGUUAAAAUUAACAAAGAGAUGAAAAGAGAAAUCCUCUUAGAUGUAGCUAGAACAUCUCUGCAAACUAAAGUUCAUGCUGAAUUGGCUGAUGUGCUAAUAGAGGCUGUGGUGGAUUCUGUUUUAGCUGUUAGAAGACCGGGUUAUCCUAUCGAUCUCUUCAUGAUAGAAAUCAUGGAGAUGAAGCAUCAGUCAGAAACAGAUACAAAAUUGAUCAGAGGAUUAGUUUUGGACCAUGGUGCUCGUCAUCCAGACAUGAAGAAGCGAGUGGAAGAUGCAUUUAUUCUUACUUGCAAUGUGUCACUAGAAUAUGAAAAAACAGAGGUGAGCUCUGGUUUCUUUUAUAAGACUGCUGAAGAGAAAGAAAAGUUGGUAAAAGCUGAAAGAAAAUUUAUUGAAGAUAGAGUACAAAAAAUAAUAGACCUGAAAGACAGAGUCUGUGCUCAGUCCAAUAAAGGAUUUGUUGUCAUUAAUCAAAAGGGAAUUGAUCCAUUUUCCUUAGAUGCUCUUGCAAAACAUGGCAUAGUAGCUCUUCGCAGAGCAAAAAGAAGAAAUAUGGAAAGACUCUCUCUUGCUUGUGGUGGAAUGGCUGUGAAUUGUCUUGAAGACCUUACUGUAGAUUGCUUGGGACAUGCUGGUCUUGUCCAUGAGUGUGCUUUAGGUGAAGAAAAGUUCACUUUUAUUGAGGCCUGUGUUAACCCUCGUUCUGUCACCUUGUUGGUUAAAGGACCGAACAAGCAUACUCUGACACAAAUCAAGGACGCUAUAAGGGAUGGACUUCGUGCCAUCAAAAAUGCCAUUGAAGAUGGCUGUGUAGUUCCAGGAGCAGGUGCCGUUGAAGUGGCAAUAGCGGAAGCCCUUGUUAAUUACAAGCACAGUAUAAAAGGAAGAGCUCGUCUUGGGGUCCAAGCUUUUGCUGAUGCCUUGCUCAUUAUUCCUAAGGUUCUUGCUCAGAAUUCUGGUUUUGACCUGCAGGAAACACUGGUAAAAGUUCAGGCUGAACAUUCUGAAUCAAAACAACCUGUUGGUAUAGAUCUGGAUACAGGUGAGCCCAUGGUAGCGGCAGAUGCAGGAGUUUGGGAUAAUUACUGUGUGAAAAAACAACUUCUUCAUUCUUGCACGGUGAUUGCCACCAACAUUCUCCUGGUUGAUGAAAUUAUGCGAGCUGGUAUGUCUUCUCUUAAAGGGUGAUUGAGUUCAAAAUCAACUCUUCCAGAAGCUGAGAUUUAGUACAUUUACAUCAGCUACCAUUAUAUAACCUGAGCCAUUCUUAAUUUUUGCACAAUAAAAGCAGUUUAUAUUUG